Perognathus longimembris pacificus (Pacific pocket mouse) is the source of this 2397-nucleotide messenger RNA. It is a transcript of the gene Zmynd15, whose product is annotated as zinc finger MYND-type containing 15. Gene Ontology annotation, biological process: spermatid development; negative regulation of DNA-templated transcription. Gene Ontology annotation, molecular function: histone deacetylase binding. Bases 9 to 2231 code for a protein of 740 amino acids. Lineage: Eukaryota; Metazoa; Chordata; Mammalia; Rodentia; Heteromyidae. The record is from RefSeq and is a predicted model, not a curated record. The transcript has 14 exons.
CUGAUGACAUGGAAUUUGUAUCUGGAUACCGAGAUGAGUUCCUUGAUUUCGCUGCUCUCCUUUUUGGCUGGUUUCGCAAAUUUGUGGCAGAGAGGGGGACUGUGGGUACCAGCCUUGAGGGCCGUUGGCGACAGCUGGAAGCUCAGAUCAGAAGGCUGCCUCAAGAUCCUGCCCUCUGGGUGCUCCAUGUCUUGCCCAACCGUAGUGUGGGCAUCAGCCUGGGGCAAGGGGCAGAGCCAGGUCCUGGACCAGGCUUUGGAGCUGCCAGGCUCCUGGGAGAUGAGCCUCCACUACACCUGCAAGACCUGAGCCCCUAUGUCAGCUUUAUCAGCCUAGAGGAAGGAGAGGAAGGGGAGGGGGAGGAGGAAGAAGAUGAAGAAGAAAUGAUUGGACAGGAGGACCGUUCAGGGACAGAGAAGGUGGAACUUCUGGAGAAUGGGGAACCAGCCCCUACCAGCAAGGAAUUCCCUCAGGAGGCAAAGUCUACAGGGGAGCCAGAGGUGGCUGAGCAGGAGGCAGGUGGUGAUGAUGGCUGCAGAGAGGACAGAGGGGACAAUGAAAAUGCAUCCCAGAAGAGGAAGGGACAGAGAAGUGAGGCUGCCCCUCUGCACCUUUCCUGCCUAUUACUGGUGACCGAUGAGCAUGGCACCAUUUUGGGCAUUGAUCUGCUAAUAGAUGGAGGUCAAGGGAGUACGGGCCGGGGCUCAGGAACUGAGAACCUGGCUCCUAGGGCCUAUGUUCUCCUCUGCCACAGCAUGGCCUGCCCCAUGGGCUCUGGGGACCCUCGGAAGCCCAGACAGCUGACCGUGGGAGACGCCAAGCUGCAUCGAGAACUGGAAACUCUGGUUCCAAGGCUGGGUGUGAAGUUAGCCAAGACUCCUAUGCGGACCUGGGGUCCUCGGCCAGGCUUCACCUUUGCCUCCCUUCGGGCUCGAACCUGCCAUGUUUGUCACAGGCACAGCUUUGAAGUGAAGUUGACACCCUGCCCCCAGUGCAGUGCUGUCUUGUACUGUGGAGAGGCUUGUCUCCAAGCUGAUUGGCGGCGAUGUCCAGAUGAUGUGAGCCACCGGUUUUGGUGUCCAAGGCUUGCAGCUUUUAUGGAGCGAGCAGGGGAACUGGCAACUCUGCCUUUCACCUACACCGCAGAGGUAACCAGUGAAACCUUUAACAAGGAAGCCUUCCUGGCCUCUCGAGGCCUGACUCGUGGCUACUGGACCCAGCUCAGCAUGCUGAUUCCAGGGCCUGGUACUCCCAGUCACCCCUGGGACAGCACACCAUCCCUCAACCUUCUUCUCAGUGGAGAUCCUUACCAACUGCUCCAGGGAGAAGGGCCUGCCCUGAUGCCUCCAGUGCCCCUAGAUCCACCCAGGGGCCUUUUUGGGUCAUGGCAGGAUUACUAUGCAUGGCGUGGUCUCAGCCUUGACUCCCCUCUGGCUGUGCUUCUCACCUACCCACUGACUGUGUACUAUGUCAUCACCCAUCUGGUGCCUCAGUCCUUCCCUGAGCUCAACAUCCAGAACAAGCAAUCACUGAAGAUCCAUGUGGUGGAGGCUGGGAAGGAGUUUGACCUCAUCAUGGUAUUCUGGGAGCUUUUGGUCUUGCUCCCCCAUGUGGCUUUGGAGUUACAAUUUGUGGGUGAUGGCCUGCCCCUUGAGAGUGACCAGCAGCAUUUCACCCUGCAGAGGGAUGGCCAUGAGGUGUCUGUCCAUUCUGGUUCUGGGAUAUCCUCACGACUCUGCUCUGGGAUUAAGGAGAAGGGAGGCCGCAGGGACUUGCAGAUCAAGGUGUCAGCCAGACCCUACCACAUGCUCCAGGGACCCAAGCCUGACCUAGUUAUUGGAUUUAAUUCUGGCUUUGGUCUCAAGGAUACCUGGCUGAGCUCUCUGCCCCGACUACAGUCCCUCCGGGUCCCAGCGUUCUUCACUGAGAGCAGUGAGUAUGGCUGUGUGAUGGAUGACCAGAUCAUGGCAGUGGCCACAGGAGGGGGCACCAGCUCACCACAGCCCAACCCCUUCCGCUCCCCCUUCCGCCUCCGAGCGGCCGACAACUGCAUGCCCUGGUACUGCAACGCCUUCAUCUUCCACCUGAUCUACAAGGCCCCACAAGGCAACUGGGCCCGUCCUGCGCCCGGCCCCGCGCCCCCGGCCCCCACUCCCGCGGCUCCCCCGGUACCCACUAGAAGGCGUCGAGCUGAAAAGAAAACUGGGCGUGGGGCCCGUCGGCGGAAAUGAUGCUUUGAGGUCGUGGCCCACCCCUCUCCUCCCUGAACUAACCAUCCAAAAGCAAAUGGGAAGACACCUGGGCCCUGCGGGAGGAAGACUGCCAGUGGGUGGAACACAAAAAGGUGCUGUGUCCAGGAAUUGCCGCUGUUCGUGCUGGGGGCAAGGGCUGUUGUGG